AUGAUGCUUACAGUAAUUGCUCUUAAUUUGCUGUUUUUACUAUGUUACAUUCCAGAGCCAAGUAAGUGAUACCUCUUGUACUUUUGGGUAUGGUAGAUAGCAAUUGAAAGAAUUAUCGGAAUUACCCAUUCGGCAAUCGAUCGCUUGUUCACUUGUUCACCCUAUCGAAGUUCUUAUUCCCUCUAUUUUUCGUUUUGCGCGGGAUACAUUAAUUUUUUUAUUCAUUUUUAUCCAAGUCAAGCCGUCACGUAGUUGUACACUUUAUUCGAAUAUAAGAAAUCUUUGCAUUCUCUCUUUCUGUUACGCCAAUGCACAACCCUUUCUGAAUUAGGCAAGUGUGUAGAAUAACCGUAACGGUUAACUUUUUUUCAGACAGUGCUUACGGUCCAUGUGAUAAUUAUAAGAAGCUGGGUGAAGCAAAUCGAGCUGCAGGUUACGGCAUUGACACGGGGAUGUCAGACAGGAACAACGACUGGAAAAAGGAAUGGUAUCGGUUUACGGGUGACGCAGGAGAAAAAAUGGCCGACAUGUAAGUAUGAAUUAAUGUUUUUAAUUAAAACGUAGACUUCCAGACAUCUUGUCCAAGAUGAGUCCAAAAAUGAUUUAAAUUGAAAUCGACGUUUGGUUCUUUGGAAGGUAAUUACUAAUGCGGCGUGCAAAAACCACACAACUUUGCCAGAACUGAAAGGGUUGUGAUUUUUUUUGUUAAUUUAAAUAUUUUGAAUGGUUUUCUUUUACAGAAAGACCACAGGAAAAUUUUUGGAGUCGCCAUCGUGCGGUGCAUCAUACCCAGGCUUCCUGCGCACGUCCCAUCCUGACGGUCUGAGCUCAGGAGAAUUUGUUAAAGGAACAGUAUGCUUUGCACAAAAUGGCGGCUGUUAUAAGAUGCAAACGAUCAAGAUUAUGAAAUGUCAAGGAUUUUGGAUAUAUGAGUUGCCUCGACCAGGCAUCAAAAGAGCAAGAUAUUGUGGAAAUAAAGGUAUGGCUAACGAUGAAUUUUCCGUGGGAGACUUUUAAAUCAAAAAGUGAAAACCCUUACGUUUAGCUAAGUUGUUCUUUUUCUUGCUUAUUGAACUUCUCAGUAUACGGGCUACAUACUUUAUUUUAUUGUUCGAAAUUAAGUCUUAAGACAACAACAAUAAUAACAAUAGAUGAUCACAGAUGUCUUUAUUUUGCAUUUAGUCCAAGAAAUUUACAGUAAAUUACGGAGACAGCAAACAGUAUUGAUAAUGAUAAUAGGACUGAAGGGACUCCGAUCAUAUGAGUGACUAACAAAAUCAGACGACCGCAAAGCGGGAGUCUGAUUCGUUGAUCACGAGAAUUGGACUCCACUUAGAUUCUGAUUACCAAUUAAUCCAAACAAAAGAAUAUCAACUGUUGAUAUUCUUCUGAUCAAAAGUAUGACAAAAUCCGAGAAAGAAAUUAGAUAUUAGUCGUACGUCUUCUUAAAAAAAAUCAAACAACAACAACUCGGCGAAAUGCGCGACAGCAGCGCGUGCUCAUGACGCAUACUCAUGACAUAUACUCAUGACGCGUACUGUCCACGUAUUAGGCCUGAUGUGCCAACUGUCCCAUUACACUGUCCAGUUACAAGCAUGACGCGUACACUGUCCUACUAUUGCUCAAAUCGGGCUGGUAAUAACCAAUCACGUUCGAGAAUCUUAUUAUAGUUUUGAUUCAUAAUGGUAAUAGGACCGAGUGGAGUCCAAUUCGGCCUGUAAUCAUACGAGUUUACAAAAUCGGAUGAGCGCGAGGCGGAAGUCCGAUUUGUUUAUCAUGAGUUGGCCGACACAAAGUCCUGUUACCAUUAAUUAUAACCGUUACUAUUUAAAAAAAACAAAUACAUUUAUGACAAACGUCUGCGGUAGAGACAAUCUUUAAAGUGAAAAAUUUCUCCAUUUUGGAAAUUCCCCGGUUUUUUUUUCAGGGUUGGUGAUUGUUGCUAUGGUUAUGGUGAUCAAUACUGUGAUUGGUGGAUUUAGCUGAACGGACUCAGUAUGAUUGGCUGCUUCAACUGCCCGGUUAUAUGUGUCUGAUUACAGCCAAUUGUGAGAUUACAUGUGUCCGAUUACAGCCAACUGUCCGAUUACAACUAUACCGAGUGAUUAAUGAAAAAUAAAGCAGCUAAUGCACCAAUCACAUUUGAGGAAAUUGUAAUGGUUAUGAUUAAUACUAAUACAGGUCUGUCUGUACAUACACAAAUCAAGAGAAAUGAUAAAACAAAAAGUGUACUUGAUAUUAGCCAGGCGAAGCAUUAGUACCGUUUUAAUUAAUAAAUUUUUGGUGAGUUGGUGAGUUUAGAAGAUCUUGUUGUUUUUAAUUUAAAGUCAUUAAAUUUUCACCAGCCAGGUAUUAAGAAAGUUGGCGAAAUUAUCCCAUUUCACUUACAACUUUUUUUUUUUAUCAAUAAAAAAAAUAAUAGUUCUGAAGCCUACUGAGAAACCAUGCGACGAAAAAAAGUUAUUAUAUGGUAAGUGUGCCUGAAAUAUUUGUCUACACCUCUAUAUUCACAAUAUACAUACACUAUACCUUACUCGAUGGUUUAACAUAACUGCAAUACGCGUGGAUAAUUUGCGAGUUGAAUUAGGAGCGAGAGGCCAAGGGAUAACUGUAACUCAUUAUACGGAGAUAAUAUCUCUUUUUUAAUCAAAAGUAGGAUGUAAAGACAGCAAAUCCCUUGAUGAAAAUUCCUACGUUUUGGAUAAUGAUCCAAUGCUUCCCACUCAGAUUCUGAGCUCCAAGAGCUGCUUUUCAGUGAACUCGCUUUAAAGAAACAUAAUAUAUUCAGAUCAUAACAAUUGACAUGGUUACACCACAGGCCUGAACAAGAAAAACGCUGCUAAGUCCUGUCAAGAUCUUAAAAAGAAACAGAAGAACUCAGAAUCUGGAAUAUAUUGGAUUAAACCUGAUGGUGCAAACGCUUUCCAGGCCUAUUGCGAUCAGGAAACAGACGGUGGAGGCUGGACACUAGUAUACAGCUAUACAUUUACGAACUAUAGGUAACUGAGACAUGUCCAAAUACGAAUUCGCCUAAACUUCAAUUUACUUAGCAAAUUAGGCCCUGACCGGACGCUCAGGGGCGAGAGAACCGUAGGAAAAGGUUUAUAUUAGCUGAGAUAGUAGGUAACUUGUGCAUCAAAGGUUGAGAUCCACUCCUCAUCAUUGCAUUGGCACCUUAACCAAGCAUGUUGGAAGUGAAAUAAGAACUGAAGAUCUUUGUUGAUAAGCGGAGCUCACCACAGAGUCACUCUAGUCAUCACUUAUUGGGGACUUUUUACUGAAUGACAUUUACGUUUAGAACUUUUUUCAAUCGACUUAACAUCUCUGUUUGAUCGUUGUAGCCCUAUUUUUGGCUAAACAUAUUUGUAAAAAAAAAAAGAUGGAAACGUGAAUUUAGACCAGCCCUCCACGCCCCUUGUUUGCUUUUGUUUGUUUGUUUAUUUUUCAUCUGGGACGAGGCAUUUCGGGACCGUAGCAUUUUAGAUAAUGUGCGGAAUAACUACAAAUCAACAAAAUGCCACGGCUACAGAACGAGCUUAGGAACAGUCUUUCCCUCGGAGAUUUGACGAUUGAUAUGACAAGCAAUUAUCUUAUUGGCACGGAAAUUUAACUCUUAAAAACUUCUCAUUUCAUUUUGCAGGAACUUUAGGGCAGCAUCUAACGCCGUUACGCCACGUCCUAACUGGUACGCUCCAGGUGCUAACGUGCCCGUGUCCACCGCCGCCCCCGUCAGUGAAACAGACUACAACGCCAUGGAAUUUAGCCUGUGGAAGACUCUUGGCCGUGAGUUCAUGAUCAAGUCUAACAUCAAUGACUGGAUCGUUUGUACAUGUACAGAAAGUAGCGGAAGUCUGGUGGAUAUGCGAGAAGGAUAUCUACAAUGUCGCAAUAUUAAGAACGUCGCAUCAAGGUGUGAAGGCCUUGUUCCCGACCGUCUCAUCGAGUUUACUGCUGGAAACCCUAACGGCAAGACCGUGGGCCCUGAUCUCAUUCGUUCCUCAAGUAAUACUAAUCUUAAAGAAUAUUACUAUUUCGAUGGAAACACUGGCACUAAUUGGCCUACUCAUGAUCCAUGCGGAACCAACAACCUGAAUCAGCUCACCAAUGUCGCUAAUCCUCAUGGGAACAUCUACAUCCGGGAGUGAGGAGGAGGAAUGACUUUCACUUUGAAAGUGGCCUAAUGUCUCUUAGGGAAAAAAUAUUAACUGGCUUAAAAGUCUUGAGUAAAUAAAAG
Pocillopora meandrina is the source of this 4234-nucleotide messenger RNA. The record is from the annotation of a GenBank genome assembly. NCBI's taxonomy places the organism in Eukaryota, Metazoa, Cnidaria, Anthozoa, Scleractinia, Pocilloporidae.